ACCUACGAAGCUUCGUAAAAAGGGAGCGUUCACACAUCUCUCUCUGUUCAAUAUUUAUACGCCUCUUCCUUUUAUGGUCAACACAAGUCCUCUGUUCCUCGUUCUUCUCAUAACACAACAGCGUUAACUUUUCCUCUGUUCCCACAGCAUGGCUUCAAUCUCGCAUGGUUUUGUUUUAACCACCGCCAUGGUUCUGUCAACAACCGUCCUUUACCUUGCUUUCUCAAGGCAUAAGACUUCCCCGCUAUUUCAAAUUCUUGGAGAUUCCAAAUCUCCACACUCCGAGAACCAAAUUUUACGCUCUUGUUUAUACUCAGAGGAAAAGAAGAAGAAAAGGAAGAAGAAAAAGAAGAAGAAAGUUAAAUUCGCAGAAAAUGUGAUGGUGAAGGAAGUAUUCAGAGAAGAACAGGGGAAGCAAAACAGAGUAUCAAGCAGCAUCUGCGGAAAUGAAACUUCAGAAAUUCAUGAAAUGCCAGCGAAUCGAGUUGCUCUGUAUAAUGGGAUUUUAAGGGAUCGAGUGCACAGAAUGGCUUGCUGUCACUGAUCAGUGAUCACCCUAAGGCUUACGAUCCUUCGUGUAGAUUCUAUUUUCCAAGGUGGAACAGGGGAGAGAUUUUAAUUCGAGCUGUUUCUUCUUCUUCUUCUUCCUUCGUUUCUUCUUUUUUAAAAAAUUUCAAGUUAUAGGAAACCUGAAAAUAGGAAAUUUUAUGCCAUAAUUGUAGAUGUAAGAGUCUUAAAAUUUGUAAAUAUUUAUAAAGAACUAAAUAAAUAUAAAUUUUUCAGAAGAAACUCUAUUAUCAGCGUUAGUGUGUUCACUCUGUUCUGCUGUUUUUUAAACCCAGGUUUUGAGCCAUUUGUAACUACGGCUUAUGGAAAAGUUGUUUUGUGAAGAAGAAGGAAAAAAAUCUGAUGUAUUUUUGUGGUUGUAAACAUGUACUUGUUCAAUUUAUGAUUUUCUUAUUU
Abrus precatorius (Indian licorice) is the source of this 963-nucleotide messenger RNA. RefSeq lists its product as uncharacterized. The coding region runs from base 149 to 544 and encodes 131 amino acids. The record is from RefSeq and is a predicted model, not a curated record. NCBI's taxonomy places the organism in Eukaryota, Viridiplantae, Streptophyta, Magnoliopsida, Fabales, Fabaceae. The transcript has 2 exons.